Messenger RNA from Nomia melanderi (Alkali bee), 4237 nucleotides. Lineage: Eukaryota; Metazoa; Arthropoda; Insecta; Hymenoptera; Halictidae. The record is from RefSeq and is a predicted model, not a curated record.
GUCUCCAUUGCAGUUACGACAUUUGACUACACCUUUAUCACCCAUAUUCUUCAAUUUAUCAAGAUUAUCUUCUUCAACCUUAUUUUCUUCUUCCUUGCUAGAAAUGAACUGCAUAAAUACAUCUUCACCGCCGACUGUAGUUGCAGGAUUAGGUCCAGGCCUAUCAUCUACGGAAUCUCCAAAUUUAGCCCAAUUUUUGCGUACAGCAAUUGUUUUUGAUACUAUACGUCUUUCAAUCUUAUAUGUGCGAACAACUUUGACUUUCUUAUUAUCUGAAUUGUAUUUAUAUUCAGUAAGAAUUUUGAAUCCAUUUUCAUAAGUUUCUGAUGGUGGAGGCAAUACUCCUCCUCCUCCCUCCUCUUCUACUUCAUCAGCCCAACUAGAUUUCACAUCUGCUACUGGCAUCUUUGAAACCUAUGAAACUAAUACCAAAGAAAAUUAUUAUUCGUAAUAUUUAAAAAGAUUAUCAGGCUAUUAACCAUAUAAAGUUUACUUUCAUGCGUAAAAACGGAUUAAAUGCGUUAAAUAUGUGACAAAAGUGACACAAUAAUUUACAGAAAUUAAAGGAAUCACGAAGAAAAUUGAAACUAACACAAAACGCUCCAAGAAAUUGACAGGAAAGCAGGACUUCUUCAGCGAGAACGAAAUCAGUCGAAAUGGAGGAAUUUCCGCAUGUGAUAACUCGGCGUGUCGCAGCCCUGGCGGCAAUUCUAUAAAACAUGAAUGCUCCGAAAUUAAUGGCGACGUCUAGCGUUGUCGUGUUCACUGUAAAAAAAUAAUGUUUCCCAGAGCCGAGUUUCGAUCGUAUACAAAAAGGUGUUAACGUAGCUAAAAAAGAACGUAAUCCAAUUCAUCGCAAAAGCAAAACAGUAAUCGUGAUAAUGGACCAGGCACCUGCAGAUACAGAGUUACGGAACAUCAUAGACAAACUGGCACAGUUUGUGGCCCGCAAUGGACCCGAGUUCGAGCAGAUGACGAAAAACAAGCAGAAGGACAACCCAAAGUUUGGUUUCCUGUUUGGUGGAGAGCACUUCAACUACUAUCAAUACAAAGUGACUACAGAGCAAGCCAGUAAGUGGGAUACAGCCCCUUAACAGCUACAACAAUUGAGAAGCAUAAUGGCCAUUUCGCAGCAGCAGCAAACAGCCGCUACCGUCGCGCAGCCACUGAAUAACGUCAAUCUUGCACCUGGCCUAAGUACUCAAAACAAUGGAUUAAACCCAGUAGUGGGAAUUGGACCAGUGGGAAAUCAAGCUGGUCCUGUUAUACCUGGAGUACCUGGACAAAUUGGAGGACCAGGAAAUGCAGGACCACCGAUUGGACCAGUUCCUGGUGCUAUGGGAGGUGUGAACCCACCAAUUGCUGGAGUUACGCAACCGGUUAAUAUUGGCGGCCCCCCUGGAUGGCUUCAGAAUGAACUAGCAAACCUGCAAUCGCAGCAAACUACGCUACAGGAACAAGUUAGACAAUCAGAGCAAAAUCUGGCUGCACAACAUGCUGCAUUGAUGGCACAACAACAAGGACGGGUUGAGGAUGCUGUUAGACAAGCUCAAGAAACAGCUUUGCAAAAUAGUGCGCAAACCACAAACACAGAUCUUGCUGCGUUUGAUGCAGUACUACAGCCUAUUAUUGAUAGCUGCACAAAAGAUAGCAUAAGUGCAGGGAAAGCCUGGAUACUUCAGAAUUCUGUUACUCCACAAAGUAAUCAAGUUGUCGCGGAUCAUUUGUUGAAAAAAGUAAUUCAAGCAACAAAUUUUAGUCACAAAUUGCACAUUAUCUAUUUGGUGAAUGAUGUCUUGCAUCACUGUGCAAGAAAAAAGUCUAUGGAUCUUCGCAAGGCAAUGGAAAGUGUUGUUGUUCCAAUGUUCUGUAACACUUCACUAGCUGCAUCAGAAGAACAACUUAAUAAAUUAAAUAAACUAUUAAGCUUGUGGGAGUCAAAAAAUAAUUACUUUGAUGAAGGAAUUAUAGAUAAAUUGAAACAGCCAAGUACAUCUUGGUCUGAAUACCAGGCCAAUUUGGUUGCGCAACAUGCUAAUGCAAUUACACCGAUAACAACUUCGACAAAGCAGACUUUUGAUAAUUAUCAAGCGCAACAUCAAGCAUUCGUUACUCACGCAUUACGGCAAAUUCAAAAUAUAGAACAGCAGAAAAUAGCAAUUGAUCAACAAUUGAAAGCCCCACCUCCACCGCCACCCCAAUUGAAUCAACAAAAUAUGUCUAUACCACCUAGUCAUUCCGGUCCUCCAGCUCCGAUUGGUACGGAUGUAAAUUUCAGUCAGCCACCGCCCGGAUGGGGUGUACCGCCUGGAAACGAUCCUCCGCCAUUCACAAAUGUCCCAUUGCCAGAUUUUUCGAAACCUCCACCUGGAUUUGGUCCGCCGCCGGUUAUACAUGAACCAUCCGUUGAAGAUUUAAUGCCCAGUAUGCCUUACUAUGAACUUCCUGCUGGUUUGAUGGUUCCUUUGAUCAAAUUAGAAGACGCCGAAUACAAACCGUUGGAUCCAGAUGCUAUUAGACUACCACCGCCCGCUCCGCCAAGUGAGCGGUUAGUAGCGGCUGUAGAAGCAUUCUAUGCGCCGCCGAAUCAUGACUCGCCACGGGACAGUGACGGAUGGGAGAAGUUAGGUUUAUAUGAAUAUUAUAAAGCGAAAAAUGCCGCACGUAAACGCAAAGAAGAAGAUAUUGCGGCUGGCAUAAGGCAAAAGUCCAAAUCACCAUCGCCGAUUUUGAGGCCGAGGUCCAAAAGUCCUAGUCCACCAAAGAAACGAUAUCGAAGUAAAUCGAGAAGUAGAUCACGUUCGAGAUCGAGGGGUAGAAGCAGAUCCAGAUCUCCAGCGACUAAUCACAGACGCAAUAGCCGUAAUAGCAAUCAUAAUAACAGGAGCAGAAGGAGGAGGAAUAGCAACAAGGACCGAAGUCCUGACAGACGAAUGGAUAGACAAGAUCGGAGUCCAACUCCGCCUAGCUUUCUCGGGUCAACGUAUAGUAAAGCCCCUCAAGAAAUUGGUAUCGAUGAAAGUAAUAAAGGUCAUCAGUUACUCAAGAAAAUGGGUUGGGGUGGUGCAGGACUCGGUGCCAAUGAACAGGGUAUCGAGGCUCCUAUUUCCGGAGGUGAAAUUAGAGAUAAAAAUGAUCAAUACAAGGGCGUCGGUAUUAAUUUGAAUGAUCCAUACGAGAACUUUAGAAAAAGUAAAGGUCAAGCAUUUAUAACCAGAAUGAAAGCGAGAGCGGAGGAGCGGGCCGAAGAAAGAGGUGAACGGGACUGAAUGUAAUCGAGUAAAGUAACGAUAUUGUCUAUAAUCAUUUUGACGAUAGGUAUAAUUACCGCGUACACAGUGUAUAUCCACGCGAUUCCAUGAUCGAUACGAUGAUCCGGGCGGUGAGUUUCUGCGAUUUUAUCGCGUAAAGUGUAGAUUACAAACGGCGGGGAUUGAUUUUUGAGAAUCCAUUAUAUUGUCAUGUACGUUCUUGAAUGAGAUUUUAUACCAUUCUUCUCAUUUGGAUUGCACGAAUGUUACAUAGUAAAUGUUCAUCUGUAAAAUUGCCAAAGUAUGAGUACGCGUGUUACAUAGUUUUAUGUUUUCAAUAAGAAUAACGAAACAAUUAUUUUAUCAUACUUGGGCGAGAUACGAAUAUUUCUAUGGUGGAUCGAUCAUGCGUGGAGGCACACCUUCUAUUUGUACAUUCCCGCGCGAGGGAAGUACGAACGAAUCGAAUGAUUGGAAAUGAAAAGGACAAUUAUUUAUAAUGAUGAUCGCCUGUUUGUAUACAUAAGGCAACGAUCACCGUAACCUUACGAUACCGAUGGUGCACCAGGAAGUGACUGUUAUUUACAAAAUCGAUUCUUCGUGGUGCAUGGUGCGAUAAAAGAACAGUUUUAUACAAUUUCUGUACAUUAUGUACAAAAAUCUUCGGCAAUGUUACCGCUAAAUAAUAAUAGAUAAAUUGUCUAUUAAGAAUUUGAAUAACUCGAUGAUAAAAUAUUAACCUUAAUCAUACCAAACGGACCGAUUAAUCGUAUUUAAACAAUUUUUCAUCUACGGAAUUAAAGUCGACCAAUUGCGCAGUUUAUCGUCCAUUACGAAACUUAAAUGAUACGCUUACAUUUUAACUGUACCCAUCACUACAUCGUACCGAGGUUCGGUACUCUCCCAUUUCAAAUGGUAAAACUAUCUCACUAAACAUUAAUCGAGCAAUUGUAACCUGUCGGUGUGUACAGGACUAAGAGGAUACG